Messenger RNA from Belonocnema kinseyi, 1116 nucleotides. RefSeq lists its product as uncharacterized. Bases 1 to 1116 code for a protein of 371 amino acids. The record is from RefSeq and is a predicted model, not a curated record. Lineage: Eukaryota; Metazoa; Arthropoda; Insecta; Hymenoptera; Cynipidae. The transcript has 2 exons.
AUGAAUAACGCUGACUCUGGAGAAUACAAGAGUAAACAACUGGAACAGGUGGCCAUGGAGAGUUUGGAGCAGAGGGACUUCGGAGGAGGACCAGCCUUUUACGCACCACCAACAUCAGCCCAGCUGCUUUUUCAGAAUUCAAGGAUUGGCAUCAUUUCAUCUGCAAAUCUUCGAGUCAGAGAUGAUGCGGCCGAAGUUAUAGCUUCGCUCGAGACAACUGGCAGCAACUAUCAGGUAGCAUGGGAUCUUUUGAAAGCGCGAUACGAUAACCGAAAAUAUAUCGUAGAGAGUCACGUGAAGUCUUUAUUUGACAUUCCGAGUAUUUCCAAGGAAUUUACUGUCCACACAUUAUUAGACAAUGUUCAAAAAAGAAUUAGGGCACUCAGGGCUCUCGAACAACCCGUCGAACAAUGGGACACUCUACUUAUUUUCAUUAUAAGAGAGAAAUUAAACCAUUAUACUCGUGAAAAAUGGGAAGAGACCGUGGGAAGUACAAAACUCCCCUCCCUCAAUGAUAUGACUUCAUUUCUAGAGCGGCGUUCGCUGAUUGAAAAUACGCAAUCAUUUAGUAAAAUUCAUUCGUCAAAUUCGAGCAAAAUUCAGCCUUCGAAAGGAAACUCACACUUGCGUUUUCAUUCGCGAUCUUCUCAAUCCUGCAUGGCCACUGCAGUCGAUUCCAAGACAGAAAAUUCUCAGCUUUCAUGUCAUUUAUGCUCAGGGCAACAUCCACUUUAUUCGUGUGAACAAUUUUUGAAUAUGUCUCCUCCAGAACGUUAUAAAAUUGUAAAAAAGACAUCGCUGUGUCACAAUUGUUUGCUAGGGAAUCUCAAAACCGUGCAGUGUCGACACAACUCAUGUCGUAAAUGUCAAAGAAGGCAUAAUACAUUAUUGCAUUUUUCUCAAGAGAAGCCAGUCGAUGCAGAGGCUCCUCAUACUAAGAUCACAACUGCUUUAAUUAGUUAUGAAAGUCAAGCUCCAACGCAAGUCGUUCUCGGUAUGGCUAUCAUCGACAUUUUAGAUAGACAGGGCAACUAUCGCCCUUGUCGCGCAUUUUUAGAUUCGUGUUCUCAGUGCUGUUCGAUCAAGUUCGCUAGGGUUGCACAAAAUGACAAUUGA